This is a messenger RNA of Suillus bovinus, 525 nucleotides long. RefSeq lists its product as uncharacterized. NCBI's taxonomy places the organism in Eukaryota, Fungi, Basidiomycota, Agaricomycetes, Boletales, Suillaceae. The transcript has 5 exons. The record is from RefSeq and is a predicted model, not a curated record. The coding region runs from base 1 to 525 and encodes 174 amino acids.
AUGGAACAAAAAGAUACAUGCAAUGCAGCUAUCCAAAUUUCAAAGAAAUUUGGCAGGAAAAUCACCUCCGAAGAACUUGUUCGCAGGCUUUUCGAGUCCGGAAUUCGUACGAUGAAAGGGCUGGAUAAGUGGGAGAAACGUUGUGCGUUGCGUGUGGCGGAACAAAAGGAUAUCUUAUUUGCUAGGUACCAGAAAGGCACGAUGAAACGUAACAAGCGGAGAGCAGAGCAAGAUGCACUUUUCAUCGUACAGCAAGAGGAAACUGACCUAACUCGUUCCGAUAUCAAAAAGGAAAUUCAGAGAAAGAAGAUAGCAAAGAGGAGGGCUGCUGCUGCGGCAAAACGAGAGGCUAGGAAAAUGGAGACACAUAUUUUAGCGGACACGCAAGCGCUGCUAGAGGAGAAAGAAGAAGAACUGUUGGCAAUGCGAGAUGCAGCGUCCAUCGCAUCAGAGAAGAUUGCGUUUUUGGAAGAGAGGAUGGACGAUCUACUUGUAGUACUAAAAGAUUUGCAGGGGGGGUCGUGA